AUGCAGAGCGGUUCUUCACCACCGUCCGACGAGACUGGUCCAAACUCUGGCUCUCCUACCGCCGGUCUGGCGGCUCAUGGUCUGUUGGAACACGACCCCGAUGAUUCUUUCGCCGAUGGUCGCAAGGCCAAGCGAGAAUUGUCGCAAUCAAAGCGAGCUGCCCAGAAUAGGGCUGCCCAGCGUGCCUUUCGACAAAGAAAAGAACAUUACAUCAAGAAGCUUGAACAGCAAGUACGUGAAUAUACAGACAUGGAACAGAAUGCGAAGGCUCUCCAAGCCGACAACUACGCACUUCGCGAUUACGUCAUACAAUUGCAAUCGCGUCUGUUGGAUUUACAGGUCGAGGUACCGCAACCUCCGCCAAACCUCAACAUCACGCCCCCAGUGGCCUCUAGUGCUCCCCGGCAUACACAUGCCAAUGCACCAGCGGAAGCUGGCCCAAGCAGCAGCUCCGCAGGCACUCUGGCAGAUGUGGCAGCAGCUGUUGCUGAUUUGAGAGCUAGAGAGCAACCGUCUGAUUCAAACUACGCGAAACCGGCCUACAAGCCAGGAAACCCCGAGGAGUCGCAUACCACGGUCGACAUUCGUAGGCAAAUACCACCACAGGACGGACUGCCGCCGCCUUCUUCGUUGCGUGCUUAG
Anthostomella pinea is the source of this 642-nucleotide messenger RNA. NCBI's taxonomy places the organism in Eukaryota, Fungi, Ascomycota, Sordariomycetes, Xylariales, Xylariaceae. The record is from the annotation of a GenBank genome assembly.